AUGGCUAAAGGAACUAACCAAAUGUGGAAGCUUGACUUACUCGAAGCUAAAUUCAAAAAGUCAACUCCUAGAUUCCCACAUACUAAGAAAUUAUUAACUGCAAGGAAUACUACCAAACUAUUAAAGAAACUUCCUACCAAUCAAACUGACGCUGAAAAUGAAAUCAAUGCAUUAAAAUCAGAUUUCUUUGCCAGGAAAUAUCACGCUGCUUUUAAGAAAUUAGAAAAGGAAGUGAAUAAGGUACUUAAACAAAAGAAAUCACAAUUGGAAUUCUUUGAAUCAAAGGAUAAUAUUAAUACUUUGAUAACUUCAAAGUUAGCCAAAUGUAUAACUACAACCAUAUUGACUAGUAAGGAAGCUAAGAAUGAUCCUCCAAAAUAUAUACUAGAAGAAGUGAGAGUGAUAAUAUUGGAUAAGUCCCACCCUUCAAACCCAUCAUGUUUCUUCAAAACUUAUUGUCAAAAUAAUAAAGAAUUGAAUAACUUUUGUUCAAAUCUUUGGAAUAAUAAGAAUAUCAAAUCUGUUCUAAAUGAAAUUGAAUGGUCUUUUAAGAUGAUUCGAGGGGAUUUAACAAAACAAGAACAAGAAGCUAGAAAGAAGUUGACCGGAAAGAGCAUAGAAGCUGAAGAAGAAGAAGAACGUUCUGGGGAUGAAUCGGAACUGGAAGAAGAUGAGAACGAUAGUGGAGAGAGUGAAGAUGAAUCUGAAGGAAAAGAAAUUGAUUUAGAAGAAGUAUAUGAUAAAUUCGCUGUUUAUGAUAAAUUUGUAGGAGAUUCUGAUGCAGAACAAGAAGAGGAAGAACAAUUUGAGUUAGAUCCAAACAUCAAUUAUAAUGAAGUCACGGAUGAAGAAGCUUCAGAUGAGUCGGAUAUAGAAAUAGAUGAAGAAUCAGAGUCCGAGGAAUCUGAAGAAGAUGACUUUUUUGAAACUGAUAAAAAGGACAAAAAGACAAAGAAAGAAAAGGAAGUAAAAGAAGAAAAAUACAAGCUUCCUGAGUUGGCCUCUGGAUAUUUCUCCGGAGGGUCGGAUGACGAAGAUGAUGUUGAAGAAGAUAAGGUUGUAAAAGCAUUAACUACCCAUCGUAAGAAUAGAAGAGGUCAAAGAGCGAGACAAAAAAUUUGGGAGCAAAAGUAUGGUAAAGAAGCUAAGCAUGUAAAAGCCGAAAAGGAAAGAUAUGAAACUGAUAAACAAAGAAGACAAAUUGAAUUUGAAGAAAGAGAAAGAAAGAGGGAAUUAAAACGGAAAUUGGCUGAACAACCAACUGGUGCUAACAUGACCCCAAUGGGUGAACGUAGUCUGGCAUCGGCAACACCAACGCCAACACCUCAACCUCAACCUGCAGCUGAGAAAAAGAUCCAUCCUUCUUGGGAAGCAAAGAGGUUGGCUGAAGAGAAGUUGAAGAAUGUUAAGUUUCAAGGUAAAAAGAUCACAUUCGAUUAG
Molecule: messenger RNA, 1440 nt
Organism: Hemisphaericaspora subhashii
Lineage: Eukaryota; Fungi; Ascomycota; Pichiomycetes; Serinales; Debaryomycetaceae
Gene: BUD22
Product: Bud22p
Exons: 1
Coding region: 1-1440 (479 amino acids)
Biological process (GO): maturation of SSU-rRNA
Cellular component (GO): nucleus; 90S preribosome
Source: RefSeq, a predicted model, not a curated record